AUGUCUAAGCUUAAAAGCAGUCAGCUCACUGACAUCUUCUGGAACAAGCUUGUGGACUUCGAAAAUGACCCUGACUAUUCUCGAAGAAUCAGAAAAGCAAUUGUUGCACUAGGAAGGCAGCCUGAUAGUGAGAUUAUUGUUCUCAGUCCUUAUGUCCAUGUGAAAGAGGACGGUGAGAUCAUACCACUUCGAGAAUGCACUUACGUAUGGGUCGAGAGUGUAAUCAAGAAAGAAGGAGUAGUUCCAAGCGGGGUACAGUUUUACAAGACACUCCCUACCAUCCCUACUCCUGAUAGGCCAUUGGAUGUACUGUUAGGUGGCCUGCGUGAGCUGACUCAGAGCAAUUUCUACUCUGCUGUCUUUGUGUUAGGCUCUGUGGCUUCCUCGUUGUUUUAUGAGAAGCUACAAGCAACUUACGGGAGUUUUGGUGUCACAAUGGUUGUGGGAGAAGUAAACCGUGGUAAAACCAAGAGUGUGGAGCUCUGUCUAGCUGCACUAGGAGUCAGACAUGCUCGUUUCUCUUCCAUCAGUGAUGCUCUCUUACGGAAGUUGCUUCAUGGUGGUAUGCCAUGGUGUUUUGACGACCCUGACACGGCAGAGCAAGUUAUGAAGAUCCUGCUGACAGUCUUCGGUGGUAAUACAACUGGUAAUGCACUGUCAAGUGGCUCUUGUCGUGUGUCUCCUCUAGUAACAGCCAAUGUGCACAUUUUGGAUGCUCUAGCUUCAAUGGACAAGAGGUAUAUAAUCUUAUAAACCUAUAGUAUUAUACAGUUUACGUACGUAGUUGCUAAUCGGCAUUUA
Halichondria panicea is the source of this 801-nucleotide messenger RNA. RefSeq lists its product as uncharacterized. The record is from RefSeq and is a predicted model, not a curated record. NCBI's taxonomy places the organism in Eukaryota, Metazoa, Porifera, Demospongiae, Suberitida, Halichondriidae. The transcript is spliced from 3 exons. Bases 1 to 753 code for a protein of 250 amino acids.